Molecule: messenger RNA, 1062 nt
Organism: Amoebophrya sp. A120
Lineage: Eukaryota; Dinophyceae; Syndiniales; Amoebophryaceae
Source: the annotation of a GenBank genome assembly
UAAGGAUUUUUUUUUGUGCUGGAAGACGAAAAUUGCCUGUGCUAUGUAAAAAAACCCUUGAAUGAGAAUGAACGCCCGCGGGUGCACGAAAGCAAAGCAGCGUAUGCAUGUUGACGCAAUAAAUCUAUCAUCAUAUAAUUAUCAGGUACGGCAAUCGGGCGUUUUUGAGUCAGACGAACCUGAUAUCACCUGCAAAUCACCGAGAAGGAUGCUGCAGGUCAAUAGAGUUCUUUGAAUCUGACCCAACAUUUUUGAUGCUGCAUGUGGUCGUGUAGUUGUACCGUGAAGAUAAAGUCGACGUGCUUGACCUGCGACAAAAAAACACGAAGUUCAUGUAUGACCAAAAGCUGCCACAGUUUCUCGAGAUUUGCAUUGCAUAUCCCGGGACAGCGAAAUACAAGCCGAUGGGUUAAGGUCGCUCGAGCAAGGAAGGGGGACAGAACUCCGAUUGUACAGUAUUGCUUCCAGUACUAGGUACCAAGAACGAUUUAGGCAGUCUGCCUAUCCGAAAGAGAAGUACUUACCAAAAAAAAUGAACUUACAGGAGGGAUAGUAGUUCUUGUGUGUGUAAAAAGAAUGCCUGCUCAGGUGUGUUUUUCGAAUAAUCCUCAGUUAGUAUCUAGCAUCCAUUUCUGUUUUAUACCUGAAGUAGACACCUUUCUAGUUUGUACAUGUCAACAAGCAGAUCGAUCACUUUCAUCAGAACUACUUCCACAAGGUCUUUGAACUAGUGUAGCAGAACCUAGAAUAAAAACUGUACUUUUUGGCUUGAUCAGGUUGCGCGCAGCCUGCUUUUUGGACUUUGGCACCAUGAUGGGGGGAAAUAGAUAUGUGAACCUGUACAAAACGGAUUUUUUGUGUCAUCCGUGGAAGACACGACAGAGCUUUUGAGCAUUACAAUGAGAAUGCUUCGCGCUGGUCGUCUCACGCAGUGCUUCGAAUGCCGGAGCUAUCGUGGUGCUGCGAUUGAUUUGAUUUCUGUUGUGUUUGCUUCAUUCUGAGUUGUAGUCACAAGCCGCUGUCUCGCACUUGCGGAGAGGAGCAUCAAACCAAAGAGAAAAA